Messenger RNA from Pseudoliparis swirei, 1475 nucleotides. It is a transcript of the gene chst14, whose product is annotated as carbohydrate (N-acetylgalactosamine 4-0) sulfotransferase 14. Gene Ontology annotation, molecular function: sulfotransferase activity. Bases 126 to 1256 code for a protein of 376 amino acids. Gene Ontology annotation, biological process: dermatan sulfate proteoglycan metabolic process; carbohydrate biosynthetic process. The record is from RefSeq and is a predicted model, not a curated record. NCBI's taxonomy places the organism in Eukaryota, Metazoa, Chordata, Actinopteri, Perciformes, Liparidae. The transcript is spliced from 2 exons. Gene Ontology annotation, cellular component: membrane.
CUCCCACAAGCUCCAGAAGUUAAGUAUGGGUACGUGGUAGGGAACCGACUGUUGCCCCUCGCGCGCAGAGACUAUAGUACAGUUAUAUAUAUAAAUAAAUAUAUUAUAUCCACAUAACUAACACGAUGCUGCCCCGCCGGCCGGACUGCGGGGGGACGCGGACCGGAAGCGGCUCGGUGGUCAACUUCAGGACGACGGGCACCGACCCGGGCUCCGCGCGCCGCGGCUCCGCGGUGCUGCCGUCGGUGCUCACGUUCCUGGUGAUCGUGGCGUCCGGAGGCCUGCUGCUCAUGAUCGAGAAGGGCAUGCUGAGCGGCGUGGAGACGCCGGCUCCCCGGGGCGACGGACAGCGGCCCUCCUCCGCGCGGCGGCCCGGGGAGAGGCAGCCCGGCCCGGCCGCGGAGGACGUGGACUCGCAGAUCCUCCAGGAGAUCCGCAACCGGACCAUCCGGACCGUGUGCAGCCAGAAGAACAUGCCGCACAGCGUGUGGUCCCUCAGCCCGCUGCAGAGGAAGACGCUGCUGCAGCACGUGCUGGUGAGCGACCGCUACCGCUUCCUCUACUGCUACGUGCCCAAGGUGGCGUGCUCCAACUGGAAGCGGGUGCUGAAGGUCCUGAACGGCGCCCUGGACAACGUGGACGUCAGCGUGAAGAUGGACCACCGCAGCGACCUGCAGUUCCUCUCCUCCAUGAAGCCCGAGGAGAUCCGCCACCGCCUCAAGCACUACUUCAAGUUCAUGUUCGUGCGCGAGCCCAUGGAGCGCCUGCUCUCCGCCUACCGGAACAAGUUCGGCGAGAUCGAAUCCUACCAGAAGAAAUACGGCGUGGAGAUCGUGACGCGCUACAGGAAAAGCCGCGGCAAGGACGCCGCCGGCGCCGCCGCGAAGGGCGACGACGUGACCUUCGCCGAGUUCGUCCGCUACCUGCUGGACGAGGACGCCGAGCGCAUGAACGAGCACUGGAUGCCGGUGUACAACCUGUGCCAGCCGUGCGCCGUGACCUACGACUUCAUCGGCUCGUACGAGCGGCUGGAGGGCGACUCGGACCUGGUGCUGCGGCGCGUCGGGGCGCCGGACGCCGUCCGCUUCCCCGAGCGCCAGACGUGGUACAAGCCGGUGACGGCGGCCACGCUGCACUACUACCUGUGCGGCCUGCCGCAGAAGCUGCUGCGGGAGCUGCUGCCCAAGUACAUCCUGGACUUCUCGCUGUUCGCCUACGCGCUGCCCAACACCACCGCGCAGCACUGCCGCCAUUGAAACGCCAUGGGGUGUUUUUAUUAUAAAAGAAUCAUAAAAUAUUUUGUAUUCUCAGCUUUUAGUUUUUUUAUAACUUUUCUACAAAACCACUAAAGCUUGAAUGAGCUGGAGUCCAGAUUCCCCCGUGUGCACUGUUCCAGUAAACUCUACACAUCAUAAUUUAUAGCAGUAUUUUACUUGUUUCUUCUUCUUAUGUGUUUUAAAAAAAAUCAAGCUUGU